Molecule: messenger RNA, 2260 nt
Organism: Phyllopteryx taeniolatus (common seadragon)
Lineage: Eukaryota; Metazoa; Chordata; Actinopteri; Syngnathiformes; Syngnathidae
Product: glutamine synthetase-like
Exons: 6
Coding region: 173-1294 (373 amino acids)
Cellular component (GO): cytoplasm
Molecular function (GO): glutamine synthetase activity
Source: RefSeq, a predicted model, not a curated record
CGCGCUCACGUGUGGCCAAUCGCAGCCGGCGAGCACGCGUAUAAAAACGCGCGCGACCCACGGACCCGGCAGGAAUGAUUGACAGCAGAGAGCCGCGUGACAAGAGGAGUUCACCUUCUCAUCUUCAUCAUCUUCCUCCUCUUCCUCCUCGCCCAGGUUGUGAAUUGUGAGCAUGUCGAUCGCAGGGAGCGCCAAGCUGAACAAGAUCGUCAAGCAGCGGUACUUGGACCUCCCCCAGGGAGACAAGGUCCAGGCCACGUACAUCUGGAUCGACGGCUCCGGAGAAGGCCUACGCUGCAAGACCAGGACCCUGGACUCGGAACCCAAAAGCGUCCAAGAUAUUCCUGAGUGGAACUUUGACGGCUCGAGCACGUACCAGUCUGAAGGCUCCAACGGUGACAUGUUCCUUAUCCCUGCUGCCAUGUUCCGGGACCCCUUCAGGAAGGACCCCAACAAGCUGGUCCUGUGCGAGGUGCUCAAGUACACCAAACAACCCGCAGAGACCAACCUUCGAGACAGGUGUUGUCGCAUCAUGAGUUUGGUGGAGAACGAGCAUCCCUGGUUUGGGAUGGAGCAGGAGUACACGCUGCUGGGCACCGACAGACACCCUUUUGGAUGGCCCUGCAACGGCUUCCCGGGACCCCAAGGUCCCUACUACUGCGGCGUGGGCGCCGACAAGGCAUACGGACGAGACGUGGUGGAGGCUCACUACCGAGCCUGCUUGUAUGCCGGUGUGCAGAUCUGUGGCACCAAUGCCGAGGUCAUGCCAGCGCAGUGGGAGUUCCAGGUGGGGCCAUGCGAGGGCAUCGCCAUGGGCGACCAUUUGUGGGUGGCUCGUUUCAUCCUGCAUCGAGUGUGUGAAGACUUUGGCUUGGUUGCGUCUUUUGACCCGAAGCCUAUCUCGGGAAACUGGAACGGAGCAGGAUGCCACACGAAUUUUAGCACCCAGGACAUGAGGCAGGAGGGAGGACUCAAGGUGAUAGAGGCGGCCAUCGAGCGUCUGGCCAAGCGUCAUCACUACCACAUCCGCGCCUACGACCCCAAAGGCGGACUGGACAAUGCCCGGCGUUUGACUGGUCACCACGAGACCUCCAACAUUGACCAGUUCUCUGCCGGUGUGGCCAACCGCAGCGCCAGCAUCCGAAUCCCGCGAGUGGUUGGCGAGGACAAACAGGGCUACUUCGAGGACCGCCGCCCUUCCGCCAACUGUGAUCCGUACAUCGUCACAGAAGCCCUGAUACGAACCUGCCUGUUGAAGGAGGAAGGGGAGGAGCCUGCACAUUACAGCCAAUGACGUGACGCUCUUGCCAAACAUGUGACCCAUGUGAUUUGAUAUUUUUUACCUUUUUACUUCCAUCCUCUUUGACAUUUUUACCGGCUUCUGCUCUCCAAUAAACUUGACAUCUCCACUUGGAUGCCUGUGUUGAUUGACAGGUCUCACAUGAUUGGUUACCUAGAUUAGCAAUGUAUAGCACAGUAAAGAGUAGAACCUUCUCUCUUGGAACUUGACCCUUCUGUGGGGACUAGAAUCUUCUCUCAGGACAAGUAUCCUCUCUUCUUUUGGGACUAGAAUUUUGUCUCGGGACUUGAACCUUCUCUGUGGAUUAGUACUUUGUAGGGCUAGUAGGCCAAUUUACUUUCAAGACUAGACUCUUCCCUCAAGACAAUAACCUUCCUUUGGGACAAAAACCUCUCUGGCCUACAACCUUCUCUCGGUAUUAGUACCUUCUCUGAGGACUAGAACCUUCUUUUGGGAUGAGGCCAUGGUGCAAACCUACCUUUUGACGGAUGGGGAAGGAACUCCGCAUAUUACACCCAAUGACGUGACGCCCUAGCUGAUCCUGUGACCCACCGGCAACUGUUAUGAUUGAUGUUAUGAGGUACAUUUUUCAACAUGAAGGCGUGGAGGAGGGUCUGCCGCAGCUUGUCUGGAUGUCAAGCUUCUAAACAACUGCAAUGACGGACAGAUCCUUGGAGAUGCCAACACAUUGGGAGUCGUUUGCUCAGCAGCCAAAUCACCCCCCCUGUCCCCCAUUAGAGAAGAAGGCCCCUGGACUGCACUCUGGUAUGUAUAUGUAUGGUAUAAAGCGGGUAUGUGUUGCAGUAGGUAGCAGAAGGUGUGUGUUGCGUUGGUGAGAAGAUGAUGCAGUUCACGUAGUGAACGGCGGACGCCAUGUAAAAAAGCCACUGACGUUCACCUCCAGCCGUUGCUCACCGUGCUACUUUUAUAUCUGUAAAUAAAUGAUUUUGCCACCCAAAA